Owenia fusiformis is the source of this 1874-nucleotide messenger RNA. NCBI's taxonomy places the organism in Eukaryota, Metazoa, Annelida, Polychaeta, Sabellida, Oweniidae. The record is from the annotation of a GenBank genome assembly.
AAUAGAUGUUAUAAUCUGAAAUAUUGAAUGUUUAAUAUUCUGAGAGGCAAGCAAAUCAGCAGAAGGACCAAUGCUUAGAUUCAAUAGUGAGGAGAGACAAGAUUUAGAAAAAUCCAUAGUCAGGAGGACAAAUACUCAAGAGGACAAAAAGUAAGGAGGACAAAUAGUCUAGAGAACCAAUAGUCAGGAGGACAAAUAGUCUAGAGAACCAAUAGUCAGGAGGACAAUUAGUCUAGAGAACCAAUAGUAAUGAGGACAAAUAGUCUAGAGAACCAAUAGUAAGGAGGACAACACCAAUAGUAAGGAGGACAAAUAGUCUAGAGAACCAAUAGUCAUGAGGACAAAUACUGUUGUCUAGAAGACAAAUAGUUUAAAGGACCAAUAGUAAGGAGGACCAAAACUACCCCUAGCCCUCAAUGAUAGCUGAAUAAAAUAAAAAUCAAAUAUAAAAGAUGAUGAAUAGACAACAAUGUAGGUUAUAUACAGGACUUAUAUUUUUUCUCAUUAUUCAAGGAAUAUUUCUAUUACUGACAAAUAUUACUCAUAUGCCAGAAAAUAUGUACUUUGGUCAACUUGACCAUCAAAAACUUAUUAAUUAUCUGAAUUUAAACUACAAUUUCUCGAAAAUCUCAACCACAAAGGAAAAUGAUGAAUCUGUCAUAAAUGUUGAGCAAGAAAAAAUGGGUGUUUUUAAUAAAGAAAGCACUGAUAAUCUUAGAAUGACAGAUGAUAAUGAAAGAAUGACAGAUGAGAAUAUAAGGAUUACAGAUAAUAACCAACCAAUUUCAGAUGCAAUGGCCAGGAUCAAUGAAGAAAGUACUUCAGGUUCGCAAAGUAUCAAACAAAAUACAAUAAGACAUCUUUCAAAACCAAAUUCAACCCAAAAUAGCACCAAAGAAACAAAACAACAUAAAAAUAGCUCAAAGCGAGAAAAUUCAACGAAAGAAAGCACAAAAAAACUUUUAACAAUUUUCACAACAUUUAGUGAUGCCCCUGAGCGAGAGAGUGUGCAAAGCAAUACCUUGUGUAACUAUUUAAACUUCCCAGAAAAUCAGGUCAAUCUUGUAAUUUUCUCUUCAAAUAUAACUCUAACGAGGUUACAGCUCAAAGUGGAAACAAAAUGUUUAACAAGGUUCCCAUAUGUUGAAAUCGCAGAUAGAUGGCAUGUCAUUCAGCUUAAUAACGACAGUAUGCUCUACGAGAGACCUAUCCUCAAAGAUAUGUACCGUGAAAUAAUGCAGCGAUAUGAUAGCAAGUUUUACAUGUAUACCAAUGGUGACAUUCUCUACCCCUGGAGACAUCUCAGAGACAGCCUUGAUGUGAUCUUUCACUAUACUCAGCUUAAUGGCUUACGACGAUACAUAAUCUUUGGUCUUAGAAAAGAAAUAGGAUUCUACAAUUUCAAUUUCAAUCAAUCCUUAAAGAUGAUUAAUCUACAUGAUUUAGAGACGGGAUCCGAUGAGGAAAUCUUAAAAUUAGUCGAAGGAGUAAAUGUAACACGAAAACGUGCGAUGGACUACUUCAUCACCUCUAGAGUGAGCUUUCCCUGGGAAUGGAUCCCAAAGUUUAUCAUAGGAGUCGAAAAAUAUGACAACUGGCUCCUCGUUUACGCUAAUAAAGUUAAAAUCACGACAUUUGAUAUAUCAAACACAAAUCCAGUUAUACACCAAGCAGGUGCUCCCAAAGCCAUUAACGAUGCAGUGUAUCACCAAGCAAAUGCAUAUAAUCAUAAAUUAUUUGAAAAUUCGCUGAUUUAUCCAACGAAUCACAUUUGCGUACACAAUUGUUGUCGCAUGAGGACUGAGAUGGUUAAUCACAAACAAUACUAAGUUUGAAGAAAAUAGAUGUACAUAUCCUAGAGUGAUCAAGAUACC